UUGAGAGUCAAGUCCCAGGUCGAGGUUGAUAAUGAGUUGCGUCAGAAGGCAUUGAGGCACGGAUUGCGGGCAGAGCUGCCGGGAUGGGGCCUUAGGACGAUUGCUGGUGCGAAACAAGGACGGACCCGUCAUCUGGUGAUAACUACAGUCAUCCUUAGAUUACCAGUAGACGUGUUACUCAGCAGCACUAUAUUGUUAGGAGCUAAAGUAAUUUUUGAGCCAUAUGAGUCUCCCAAAAAGUACAAAUUAGAAUGGUAG
Messenger RNA from Danaus chrysippus (African queen), 258 nucleotides. The record is from the annotation of a GenBank genome assembly. NCBI's taxonomy places the organism in Eukaryota, Metazoa, Arthropoda, Insecta, Lepidoptera, Nymphalidae.